GGUUACUGGUUUUAAUCAUCAGGGCUCACUUUUUGACGCAGAGGCGUGGGUAUGGGUGCAACGCCUUUCUCGUUAAGCUUUCGUUUUCACUCCUAAUCAAAUCACCCAUUCGCUCUUUCUAAACUCUGUUUUCUCUCUCCAUCUUUACUGCUUUCUAGACAGUUGAACUUCGAACAACCAACCCACAGCCAAAAUUCAAGAAAAUAAAGCCUUUUUUCUUGUGGGUUUUUCCUCACAAGUACGGUAGAGAAACUGAAACAGACAAUCUGAAAAUGGGACCUUUCCUUUUUUGCCACUUUUAGUUUAUGUUUUCAGAGUAUUCACUGUGUUCAUCUGACAAGGGUUUUGAAUCAGUGUAGUAUUUAUGAUGAUGAAAUUGAUUUUUAUUUACUGAACUUGUCUUUUCUUGGGAAAUUAUGGCCAUUGAUUCUUUAACCUUUGAAGGACUGCUUAAAUUUCAGUGGAAUUUUUUUUGGAAUGGCUCUGCAUUUCGUUUUGCUUCAGCCGAGCCAUAAAGGUCCCUUUUCAGCCGUCUCUGAGUGGCUAAUUCAACCGUUUCAGAAUUUCAGUUUAAUCUACUGUUCUUAGUGUCUAUUAUCUGAUUGAUUUCAAAUUUUUACCGAUUUUUGGACCCUCCUGUUUUACGUUAGAGUAAGAAUAAAAAUUUGGGGCUCUUUAUAGUGAUUUCUAAUUUGCUUUUUCAUUAGGGCGUUUCUUUAUCCUCCAUAGAAAACUUCAAGAAAGAGUUUUUCUUGUUCUUCUGGGGGUUGUUUCUCAAUUCUUGUUGAUGGACAUGGCCGGAGAGGAUGCUAGUAUCGAGCCGAAAAUUAUGUCUUCACAAUGGCAAUUGAAUAUAAAUAAUUUAACAAAUACAUCCAUUGUAAUCAAUCCCACAAGCAAUUCAAAUGUCGAGUCUUCGGCUUGUUCCUCCAACUCCAUGGCAGAUUCGAUUUGUCCUCCCAUUUGGAACCAGCCCGUCAGUGGGCAGAGUCUAGGCUAUUGUGACAUGAUUGUCGAAAAUAAUACUAGCACUUCAAACACAUUGGGUAACGGGACUAGCAGUAUUAUUCCUGUAAGACCUAAUGCAAUCCUGAGAGAGAGUACGUUUUUACGGGACUUUCCAGUGAUACUUCCUUCGAGCUUGCCUCACUUACCGGCUGAUUCAGGUUUCAUCGAAAGAGCUGCCAGGUUUUCUUGCUUCGGUGGAGGAAAUUUUGUUGAUAUGAUGAACCCUUUUAGAAUGUCUGAAUCUCUGAAUCCUUACACUCGAGAUUUGGCAUCGGAAGGGCCACUGGAGGUUCUUGCAGGUAAGGGAUCCAAAUCACUGCCAGUUAUGCAAACUCAGACUCAUGAAAUGAAUGCGAUUGAACGUUCCAUGGAGGUUCCUCUACCAGUUGAGCAAGGAACUGAAGGGAGCUCAAUCAAGAAUGACAAAAUGAUCGAGCACUUUCCUAGUUCUCACGAUGAAGCGAUUUUUGGCAUUGGUUUGUCGGCUCACGAGUUUGCUGAGGCUGAAUUUAGUGGCAGCGGCAUUCAAGGGGAGUUGGAGGAUGACGCUGGGGAAUCUUCUGCUAAAGAACUUGGCUCUAAGAAAAGGAAGAGAACCGGACAGAGUAACAACGGAAGCAGACAGGCGGCAAAUGAAACUGCGAUGGACCAUGCUGAAAUUCAACAGCAGGGGUAUCAAAAUCGAGCAUCGAGUAAGCCUUGUGGCAAACAUGAUAAGCCGGGAUCUCAAGGGUCAGAUCUACCAAAAGAAGAAUACAUACAUGUUAGAGCUAGAAGAGGUCAAGCAAUAAAUAGCCACAGUCUUGCAGAAAGAGUAAGGAGGGAAAAAAUUAGUGAAAGAAUGAAGUUUCUUCAGGAUCUUGUACCUGGUUGCAGCAAGGUCACUGGAAAAGCAGUUAUGCUAGAUGAAAUUAUUAAUUACGUACAAUCACUUCAACGACAGGUUGAGUUCCUUUCAAUGAAGCUUUCAACGGUAAAUCCUCGGCUGGACUUCAACAUUGAAGGGCUACUAGCCAAAGAACCACGAGCUGGUCCACCAUCUUCAUUGGCUUUUUCAUCGUGUGUGACUAUGCCUUAUCCUCCAUUGCAUCAGUCGCAAACUGGAAUAAUCCAAGCAGUUCUUCCUGGCUUAGGAAGCUUUUCAGGUCCACUUCAGGGAUCGGUCAAUCCCCAGUUAACUACUGUUGGUGGAAGAUUCAAAGAGUCUACAUCUCAGGUACACUGUGCAUGGGAAGAUGAAUUAUGCAACAUUAUUCAGAUGGGAUUCACUUCAAAUGAUCAUCUUAACGGUCAAAACUUUGGCGGCCACUUGAAAUCCGAACUCUAAUAGCUUUCAUUAGAAUUUGUAUUUCCAUGCCUCGAACCUUUGUCUGAGGUCUAUCAUAUCGCGAGAGAAAUUUAUUUCACUCCCUUUGCUCAUGAGCCCACAAUAGAAUUCUUCUCCAAGAGCUUUUCUGGGACAACACAUUAUAGAUUACAAGCCCCGUCUUGAAGUUCCAAGCUUAAUUGCUGUAUUCCUGCGCCUUGAACAUUUGCCAGUUACUAUACAGAGCAGCUUCUUAUUCAAGAAUCAUGUCCUAUGCCGAGUUCAUAGUUAAAACUAGCUCCAUGAACGAGAGCAUAAGAUUAAUAAGAAUGAAAGUUUAUCUUCAGAAGCAGCAGAGGAAAAAAUGCCGAAUAUUCUUUUUAUGAUUAAAAUGCAAUUGGAUAUCAUGAUUUGUUCUUGUAUAAUGAGAAGACGAAGAAUUUUCUAAUGAGGUGAGAACAAAUGAAAAUAAAUACAAAUUUCUUUAGUUUCAGAA
Olea europaea var. sylvestris is the source of this 2810-nucleotide messenger RNA. Its product is annotated as transcription factor bHLH49-like. The coding region runs from base 788 to 2335 and encodes 515 amino acids. Gene Ontology annotation, molecular function: protein dimerization activity; DNA-binding transcription factor activity. Lineage: Eukaryota; Viridiplantae; Streptophyta; Magnoliopsida; Lamiales; Oleaceae. Gene Ontology annotation, cellular component: nucleus. Gene Ontology annotation, biological process: regulation of DNA-templated transcription. The transcript is spliced from 8 exons. The record is from RefSeq and is a predicted model, not a curated record.